Molecule: messenger RNA, 633 nt
Organism: Amphibalanus amphitrite
Lineage: Eukaryota; Metazoa; Arthropoda; Thecostraca; Balanomorpha; Balanidae
Product: 60S acidic ribosomal protein P2-like
Exons: 3
Coding region: 248-580 (110 amino acids)
Biological process (GO): cytoplasmic translational elongation
Cellular component (GO): ribosome; cytosolic large ribosomal subunit
Molecular function (GO): structural constituent of ribosome
Source: RefSeq, a predicted model, not a curated record
CGAAGUAAGCAUUUAGUCUCACCCAGCUGUUGUUAUCAAGAAAUUAUUUUCUUUGAAAGCAAAUAAAUAUUUUUGUGAAUAUCUUGUUUUUAUAAGUGCUUUUUUGAAAAUGGCUUUACAAUAUUUUAUUUUGUGAAAAUAAGAGUUUGUUGUUUCGUGAACGGCACCGUCGCAAACUUCCUUCUGUACGCUAACUUAGCGCGGUGCAGUACACGUUUCGUGUCGUAAGACUUAAAAGUGCGUAAGCAUGCGUUACGUGGCUGCCUACCUGCUGGCCGCUCAGAGCGGCAAGGCUCCGUCCAAGGACGACAUCAAGAAGAUCCUGGGCUCGGUGGGCAUCGAGUGCGAGGACAGCCGCGCCGACCUCGUCGUCAGCCAGAUGGCCGGCAAGAAGGUCGAUGACGUCAUCGCCGCCGGUCUGACCAAGCUGGCCUCUGUGCCGUCCGGCGGCGCCGCGGCGCCGGCCGCCGCCGCCGCCGGUGGCGCCGCCCCGGCCGCUGCCAAGGAGGAGGAGAAGAAGAAGCCCGAGCCCGAGUCCGAGUCGGAGGACGACGACAUGGGCUUCGGUCUGUUCGACUAGACGCACCGCGCUCCGCUGUCGCCGCGUGACACAAUACACGGCUGAUGGCUAAA